This is a messenger RNA of Exophiala xenobiotica, 1515 nucleotides long. RefSeq lists its product as uncharacterized. Bases 1 to 1515 code for a protein of 504 amino acids. Gene Ontology annotation, biological process: regulation of transcription by RNA polymerase II. The record is from RefSeq and is a predicted model, not a curated record. Lineage: Eukaryota; Fungi; Ascomycota; Eurotiomycetes; Chaetothyriales; Herpotrichiellaceae. Gene Ontology annotation, molecular function: DNA-binding transcription factor activity, RNA polymerase II-specific; RNA polymerase II cis-regulatory region sequence-specific DNA binding. The transcript has 4 exons.
AUGGCGAGCGCCGCAGUCGCAACUCAACCAUCACAACAACACCUCGGGGCCGGCCCAACUUCUCGUACCUCGUCGCCUAUGGACAAUAAGAGAGGCAACAAUGUGAAGCAAGCAUCAUCAACCAAAACUUCACCGGUUCAGACCAAAUCAUCGCUACCAGAAGAACCACAAACCUCGCUGGCCGAAGAGUCAAAGCCCGUCACUCAAGUAACAGAACCCCUUGCACCGCCACCGCGACCUGCGCCUACCAAUCCUGCAGAGACUCCUGACUAUUUCUCCGCCCUACACAACGCUGCUGGCAUUGGGCAGGAAUUCAAUCCGUUUGAACAAUCUUUCGGAGCGCCUUCGACAGAGACGCCCGGCAAAACUUUGCUGCCUCCUGUUGCCGCUCUCACAUCUCCUGCCAUUCCUGGCACGAGCUCAACAGGUGGCUACAACUGGCAAAGCUCCCUUCGUUCGGGGCCUUUGAGCCCUGCUAUGUUGGCUGGUCCACAACAAGGUGAUUACUUUGAUAGUAUCGGCCGUGGUUUUCCAACACCCAACGAAUCUUCACUUCGGACUGGUUUGACUCCUGGUGGUGGCGGGUCUAUGUUCCCUGCCCCCAGUCCAAAUUCACAAGCUCUCUUCAACUCAUUACAGAGUGGCGGCGCAACGCCUGGCACUCUUGACUUCCACCGCACUGCUAUGAACGCGGCUGCACGCAACAAAAACACUCAGUUCACCACCACAUCUAACCCACAAGAAGUUCUUCCUAAAACUAACAUGGACAACCAACACGAUGCAACAGAUGCUGCCAAUGGACUGUUCAUGCUAGCCAAGGGAGGUCAAGCUAACAAUCAAUUUGCUGUUCCCAAUCCCGCACAGACUUCGAUGCCAGCAAGGAACGGCCAAGACCAGAAAGCAACGUCGUCUAAUGGUGACAGCUCCGAAAGUCCUGAAGACACGAAGCCCACCACUCGUGGAGGCCGCGGCAAGAAGACAAAAGCAGAGUCUACCAACAACCGACGGAAGUCUGAAGCUGGCGCCAAAGGAAGCAACAAGCGAGCCAAGGGAAAUUCUGGAUCUGCCAACGUCGAUCCAGCCCUUGAUCCUCACGAUGAAGAUGAUGAUAGUGAAGACGGAGAAGACGAUGCUGCCCCGACCCACCACCCCAACGGCAAGAAGAUGACUGAUGAAGAGAAACGAAGAAACUUUCUUGAACGCAAUCGUAUUGCUGCUUUGAAGUGCCGGCAGAGAAAGAAACAGUGGCUUGCCAACCUGCAGGCCAAAGUCGAAAUGUACUCUGCCGAGAACGACAGUCUCAAUACUCAAGUUGCUCAGCUUCACGAAGAAAUUCGUAGUCUACGAGGCCUUUUGAUGGGCCACAAAGAUUGUCCUGUCGGUCAUGCACAAGGUAUUGGUCAAUUCCUGAGUGGUAUGCAAGAUCCCAACGGAUUUGCCAAUCAGCAUGUCAAUCCUUAUGGCAUGGCCAUGCCCAACGGCCCACCGAUGCAGGCGGGCAUGCAGCGGUCGUAG